Stegodyphus dumicola is the source of this 3496-nucleotide messenger RNA. RefSeq names its product TD and POZ domain-containing protein 5-like. The record is from RefSeq and is a predicted model, not a curated record. NCBI's taxonomy places the organism in Eukaryota, Metazoa, Arthropoda, Arachnida, Araneae, Eresidae. Gene Ontology annotation, molecular function: protein binding.
UGAGAAUACAGUGAGAUAAUUAAUAUCCAAGCAUUUGGUAAUCGAUUCAAACACCAGUGAAGGAUAUUGUGUCUAAAUCAAGAUCAUUUCUGGUCUUCCAGGUACAUAUAUUGUAAUAAAUAAUCCGUGGUUUGGAAAUACGCCUCGCGGGGUCCAGCUUCUCGUGUGAAAGUGAAAGUAUGAGCGCAGCAGUGAAAGUGAAAGUGAAAGUCAGUUUAUGUCUAAUGAUAGAAAUUAUCACCUUAUUGUUUUGACUCAUUCCACAACCUGACCGCAUCGACCACUAUGAUCUGAUCCUCAUCAAUCUACCCUUAAAAGCCGUCCAGGAAAGAUAGAUAGCUUCUGCAUGCUUUGGCGUAAUCAAAUAAACCAAACCAAACUCCAUCCAUCUGAAAAUGUGUGGAAUGAAAAUUUUUUAAUUGUGAAUUUGGUUUAUGAAAAUCGCGAUGUAUAACGUUGAUAGAAGAAUUAAUACUUCUUAUGACUAUAAAAUUGCCAGAGAAUUUAUGUAACUGACUACAUUACCAUACAAGUAAAUGAAGUUCUGCCUUUUUUUUUUUUUUAAUAGUUCUUGUGAACAAGUGACCCAUAUUGUUCAUAAAAUCAUUAGCCAAAAGUACAGAACUGCUGUUUCUGGCAGAAGAUGGCUUCAAGCAUAAAGGAUUUGGGUUUUCGCAUGGAACAAGAACUGACCCAAGAAAUUACUGUUUUGAAUUUCAGUACCUAUGAUGUUGGACAGUGUGAUAUCUUACGUCUGAACCAUGAUGCUUUGGGAAUGACUGUUUUCACUGAGAAAAUUUUCCCAAAUGGUAACAAUUUUCUAAAUGAAGGAUAUGUUUCUAUUGAAAUUUCAAACAUUCCUCAGAAUGUCAUUCUCAAAUGUGUUGCAUCAGUGAUAGACAUUGAAGGUAAUUCUAGGUAUAUCCAGUCUUUUACAAAUGAAACUUCAGACACUGUUAUUGGGCUGGAGAGAUUUGUCAAUAGAAAUACUUUAUUGACUAAUCAUUUAGAAUAUCUACCAGAUGAUAAACUCACUAUACAGUUAGAAAUCAGUAGUAUCAUAGCUUCAGAGGAGGGAGUAAUAAUAGAUAAACCAUCAGAGAAUGCAUGUAAAAUUGAGAUAAAGGAUUCAAAUCAUGAAAUAGAAACUUUCAAUUUUCAAAUAGAAACAAAAGAUGGUAAAAGUGAGUCUUUAAUUCUCAAAAAAGGAGCAUGGUUUAUGAGAAAUCCUCUUUGUAAAAAAUCACCUGUUUUUGCCAAAUUGUUGUCAGCUGCUAUGCAGGAGAAAGAAAGAAAUAAAGUUACUAUUACUGAUAUGGAUCAUAAUACUUUAAAGAAUUUUCUUAGUUUUGUGCAUAGUGAUUCAAUGAUAUUUGAGAAUGUCCAAGAUAUUGUAGAUCUUUAUGAAGCUGCAGAUAAAUAUGAAGUCUUAGACCUGAAAUAUGAGUGUGCACGAGAUUUAAUACGUAAUCUAAGACCAGAAAAUGUUUGCAAUGCUUUGCUUUUAGCAGAUAUGCAUAGUGACAGGGCGUUAAAAUAUACUAGUAUGUUUUAUAUUCAAGAGUUCUUGGAUGAAGUUUCUGAAACUGAAUCUUGGAAAUUGUUAAUGGAAAACUUUCCAGGAUUAGCAGACGAAACAAUGAAUUUCAGCCACUCAGAAAUUAAAGAAAAGUUGAGUGAAGAACACAAAACAAAAGAUCAGCCAUCAUGUUCUAAAACAACAGAUUCCAAUGAGGUAUUCCAGUUUUACAGCUGAAAACUAAGUUAGAAACUGUGCUUGAGUUCACAUUUUCUGUGAAGAGAGUCAAAAAGCUUUAUUUUGUUAAAUGGUGAUUUUCAUGUAAUUAAGAAAGUUUGUUUUGCUUAUAAUAAUCAUACAGAGUGCCAAAUAUUAGAUGCAACUGUGCCUUUAGGUUUUUGGCCAUAAUUAUUUUGACCUAGGGAAGUAGUUGUGGUCAAAUAACAAAUAUGUGAUGAAACAGUUAUGGCUUUUGGCAAUUAUAUUUCAGAGAAAUUUGUAUACACCUUAUCAUUAUGUACAUUAUUUAUCACCAUUUAUCUAUGAGCAGAUUAUAGGAUCUAGAAGAUAUAUUACAUCCAAAAUGGUGAAUGUUUAUAGAUUUUCAGAUAAAAAUAAGAGCAUACUGAAAAUAUGUUGUUUCCAACCAGCAGCAAUAGGUGAAAACAACAGAUAAUCGGGUGUAGUGCAUGAACAAGACACCUAGCACUAAAAAGAAGAGGGAUACAUGAAACUGCUUGCCAUCAUUCGAAGUGCUAUAUAUAUAACACAUGAGGAAAUUUGGUUGUUGUGAACUGACUCGGAUAACAAUGUUGAGGCUGUGACAUCUGGUAAUAGAACAAAGUAUAUCGUCAUUGGACUGUAGGUGACUAACAGCCUAUAGCCUAAUUAAAUGUAGGAUAGUAGACCAUAGGGUUACUUGAAUCAUAAACCAUAGGAUAACUUUACUGGGUUACUUAUGUGGCACUCGUAUUCAUGUAUGGGAGAAACUGCUUGAAGAUGUAUAUACAUUUUGUUAGACCUUUUACAGACUUAUUUUACAAAACAAACUGUAUUGUCAGGUGUUACUUACUGUUAUAGAAUAGCUGUAUUGCCAGCUGAAAAGUGUUCUGUUGGAAUCCACAUGGCUUUCCAGUGCAACUAAUAAUAGGAUCCACAUGCACAGAUUUUGUUGUAUGUGCUCUGUUGCAGUUCAAAUGGCUUACUUGCAUAAUUAGUCUUCCUUGGUAGGGUCCAUGUACAGAGAUCUUGUUGCAUGUGAUUUACAUUCCUUUAUGGAUGAUAACAAUAAUAGAUUGUUUCUGGCAGUAGGAUAAUGCAACCCUCCAUCAUGUGUAGGUGACACACAAAGUUGAGUUUUUGAAUCUUUGAAUCUUUGAAUAACUACCAGAUACUAUGCUGGCUCCGAAACUCAACAGAUUUAUUUAAAUGUUAGUUUACCACUUAUGGUAUUGCAUGCACAUUGCUCUAAAUGCAUUCAGAAACAUUAAAGAUAUAUAGAGCUGUAUUUUGGACAGACAUAAAAUGUAAAAUAUAUUUUUACCAUUACUUCAGUGUCUUGUUAAUGCAAUAUCACUUUGUAUAGCCUAAUAUUCAACUAUAUGUUAUGAUUAAGUUAAGUAUUUAGCCUUUCAAUGUUAUAUGGAUAACUGAAGCUUUUUUUAAAAAAAAUCUGAUCAACUUUUCUAGUUUGAAAUGACUUGUUAACCAUGCUAUCAAAAAACAAAUUUUUCUAGCAACAUGAUUCAACCAGCUUGCUCCACCACUAGAUGUUUAAACUGGACUGCUGUUCUAUAACUUUAGUUACUAGACCAUUUUUAGACUCAUCAGUGUCAAUGAUUAAUGCUUAAGAAAAAUUUGGGAAGCACUUCCGCAGAGAACCCGGUAAAUGUAAACAUCGCCAACUUUGGCGAUAAUAGUUCAAAUCUGGUAACCCAGCAGAUUUAUCCUAUUCGCUUGUUCGAGUGUAACCAUUCC